AUGAGCUAUCCCAAUACAAUCAUUGGAUUAGGCUCCGUGGCUUUGGCCAUGCUCUUCCCUCCUUUGGCAUGGCAUUCAAAGACACGGAACACUCCAGCCAUCAUUCUGAUAGUUUGGCUAAUUAUUAUGGACAUAAAGUUGAUUGUCGAUGCCGCUAUCUGGGGCGGGUCAGAUUUUGCGCAGAAGUGGGCUGGUUAUGGCUGGUGCGAUUUGAUGAUCAAAUUGCAAGUAGGUGCAAAUGUAGGUAUAUCCUGUUCCGUGGCCAACAUUGCCUACAAUCUACAUACUAUCCUGAAGGCCGAUACAGUUUUACCCGAACCUAACUCGUGGCGAAAACUUGGUGUCGACUUGAGCAUCAGUUUAAUCACACCAAUAUUGACUAUGGGGCUCUCAUGCCUUGUUCAGGUGUUCAGGUAUGGGAUCUUCAGGUACAACGGUUGCCAGAACCUGCUUUCCCCAUCAUGGCCAACGGUAUUAGUUUACACGUUAUGGAUGUUUGUGUGGUCCCUUGUAGGAUUCAUUUAUGCCGUUCUACUGCUAUAUGUUUUCUACCGCAAGCGUAAAGACGUCAGGGAUAUUUUGCACUGUACAAACAGCGGUCUCAAUCUGGCUAGAUUUUCGCGCCUCUUAUUCUUUUGUGUCCUGAUCAUUCUUGUCAUGUUUCCAUUCUCGUUUUAUUCAUUCGUAGAGGAGCUGCAACAAUUGAGCGGAGGUCUCGAUUUUCAAGCAGCGCAUGAUAACGCUUUUUGGAAUGUCAUUGUACGUCUAGAUGUGAAUAGGCCACUCUAUAGUGUGUGGCUUUACAUAUUGAUGUCGUACUUAGUAUUCAUGGUAUUUGGGUUGGGCACGGAUGCGCUCAACAUGUACGCUGGGUGCGCAAGAUGUAUGGGGAUGGGACCACUGCUGGAUUCUGUAUCGGAGUUCAUGGAGAAAAGGGCCAAAGAACGCAACUCAAAGGCAGUGUCCGAUUUCUACAGUGAACAAGAGACUUACAAAGGUGUUACUAAUUCAGGCAGCACAUCUGAUGGCACCGAUGUCUUCAAGUCUAUGAAGGGUUUUUCGGACGGCAGCUCUUUUGAAAUGGGAGGGUCCACUCCGACGUCACCCUCCCAUUUUGUCAUUGACUAUGUAUUACCUCACGAGCGCGUGCGUAAGGGAAAGAUGGGGCAGAAAGGAGGGAUACUUGAAGAUCUCGAGAAUAUCCCCUACUCGGCCUAUCCCACAGAUGCUAUAAAUUACGAGGAAGAGGCACCUCUUAGUGACGAAGCCUUUUGUGGUCCACCAGUAAGCCACGUAUCCUACCACAUCUAUGGAACAGGUUCCCAUUCGGAUAUCAAUAGCAGCGGCAGGGACCAAGUUGACUGCACGCCUUCCUCGAGUUUCAACGUGAAGGACUUGGUUUGA
Molecule: messenger RNA, 1404 nt
Organism: Lachancea dasiensis
Lineage: Eukaryota; Fungi; Ascomycota; Saccharomycetes; Saccharomycetales; Saccharomycetaceae
Source: the annotation of a GenBank genome assembly